Molecule: messenger RNA, 2502 nt
Organism: Procambarus clarkii (red swamp crayfish)
Lineage: Eukaryota; Metazoa; Arthropoda; Malacostraca; Decapoda; Cambaridae
Source: RefSeq, a predicted model, not a curated record
AUGUUUGGCGUCCAGCUGCGUACACAAGAGGCCUCGACCUUCCUCCCUCGAGAGGAUGACCACCACACUCAGUAUGACCACCACACUCAGUAUGACCACCACACUCAGUAUGACCAUCACACUCAGUAUGAUCACCACACUCAGUAUGACCACCACACUCAGUAUGACCACCACACUCAGUAUGACCACCACACUCAGUAUGACCACCACACUCAGUAUGACCACCACACUCAGUAUGACCACCACACUCAGUAUGACCACCACACUCAGUAUGACCACCACACUCAGUAUGACCACCACACUCAGUAUGACCACCACACUCAGUAUGACCACCACACUCAGUAUGACCACCACACUCAGUAUGACCACCACACUCAGUAUGACCACCACACUCAGUAUGACCACCACACUCAGUAUGACCACCACACUCAGUAUGACCACCACACUCAGUAUGACCACCACACUCAGUAUGACCACCACACUCAGUAUGACCACCACACUCAGUAUGACCACCACACUCAGUAUGACCACCACACUCAGUAUGACCACCACACUCAGUAUGACCACCACACUCAAGUCACCAAGCCUCUCCUCGCCGCCCCCGCCACCAUCACAGAGUCACCAAGCCUCUCCUCGCCGCCCCCGCCACCAUCACAGAGUCACCAAGCCUCUCCUCGCCGCCCCCGCCACCAUCACAGAGUCACCAAGCCUCUCCCCGCCGCCCCCACCACCAUCACAGAGUCACCAAGCCUCUCCUCGCCGCCCCCCGCCACCAUCACAGAGUCACCAAGCCUCUCCUCGCCGCCCCCGCCACCAUCACAGAGUCAUCAAGCCUCUCCUCGCCGCCCCCGCCACCAUCACAGAGUCACCAAGCCUCUCCCCGCCGCCCCCGCCACCAUCACAGAGUCACCAAGCCUCUCCUCGCCGCCCCCGCCACCAUCACAGAGUCACCACGCCUCGCCUCGCCGCCCCCACCACCAUCACAGAGUCACCAAGCCUCUCCUCGCCGCCCCCGCCACCAUCACAGUCACCACGCCUCGCCUCGCCGCCCCCACCACCAUCACAGAGUCACCAAGCCUCGCCUCGCCGCCCCCACCACCAUCACAGAGUCACCAAGCCUCUCCUCGCCGCCCCCGCCACCAUCACAGAGUCACCAAGCCUCUCCUCGCCGCCCCCGCCACCAUCACAGAGUCACCAAGCCUCUCCUCGCCGCCCCCCGCCACCAUCACAGUCACCAAGCCUCUCCUCGCCGCCCCGCCACCAUCACAGAGUCACCAAGCCUCUAGUCACCAAGCCUCUCCUCGCCGCCCCCCGCCACCAUCACAGUCACCAAGCCUCUCCUCGCCGCCCCCGCCACCAUCACAGAGUCACCAAGCCUCUCCUCGCCGCCCCCGCCACCAUCACAGAGUCACCAAGCCUCUCCUCGCCGCCCCCGCCACCAUCACAGAGUCACCAAGCCUCUCCUCGCCGCCCCCGCCACCAUCACAGAGUCACCAAGCCUCUCCUCGCCGCCCCCCGCCACCAUCACAGAGUCACCAAGCCUCUCCUCGCCGCCCCCCGCCACCAUCACAGAGUCACCAAGCCUCUCCUCGCCGCCCCCCGCCACCAUCACAGAGUCACCAAGCCUCUCCUCGCCGCCCCCGCCACCAUCACAGAGUCACCAAGCCUCUCCUCGCCGCCCCCGCCACCAUCACAGAGUCACCAAGCCUCUCCUCGCCGCCCCCCGCCACCAUCACAGAGUCACCAAGCCUCUCCUCGCCGCCCCCGCCACCAUCACAGAGUCACCAAGCCUCUCCUCGCCGCCCCCGCCACCAUCACAGAGUCACCAAGCCUCGCCUCGCCGCCCCCGCCACCAUCACAGAGUCACCAAGCCUCGCCUCGCCGCCCCCACCACCAUCACAGAGUCACCAAGCCUCUCCUCGCCGCCCCCGCCACCAUCACAGAGUCACCAAGCCUCUCCUCGCCGCCCCCGCCACCAUCACAGAGUCACCAAGCCUCUCCUCGCCGCCCCCCGCCACCAUCACAGUCACCAAGCCUCUCCUCGCCGCCCCCGCCACCAUCACAGAGUCACCAAGCCUCUCCUCGCCGCCCCCCGCCACCAUCACAGUCACCAAGCCUCUCCUCGCCGCCCCCGCCACCAUCACAGAGUCACCAAGCCUCUCCUCGCCGCCCCCUGCCACCAUCACAGUCACCAAGCCUCUCCUCGCCGCCCCCGCCACCAUCACAGUCACCAAGCCUCUCCUCGCCGCCCCCGCCACCAUCACAGUCACCAAGCCUCUCCUCGCCGCCCCCUGCCACCAUCACAGUCAGAAGAAGAGAGGACAUAAGGAGAUGAGAGAACAGAAGAACAUUAGAGGACAGGAGAUAAAGAGACAGAAGGCAAUGUCAGGACAGAAGGAGAUGAGAGGACAGAAGAAGAUUAAAGGACAGGAGAUGAAAAACAAGACUUCUAGGAACAAGAAGACAGAAGAGGAUAGAAGAAGAUUAAUGGACAGGACAUGA